GUUAUUUUUGUUUACAAAUAUAGCUAGCUAGCUACCUAAGAAGCAAUCCGCUGGCAAUUGUUUAUUCAACGCCAGUUCAAUUACAACAAGAUAACAACAUGAGCGGAAUUCACACUGUGUUGUUGGCUGACGCAUAGUCAUUCACAUGGCACUAUAUACUUUGAGGUUAACAUACAUAUUUCGUUUGGUUUUAGCUAGCUAGCAUCAUGAAGUUGACAAGCUAAAUUGCUUACUAGCUUUGGUACGAUAUCAGUAUUAACUAGUGACGAGAUUUUGGGGGACGUGGAUCGUGUGGUAUUUCUGCAAGCUCAUUAUGGAAGGAGUUCUCUAUAAGUGGACAAAUUAUAUGACAGGGUGGCAGCCACGCUGGUUUGUUUUAGACGAUGGAAUAAUUUCCUACUAUGAUUCUCAAGAUGAUGUCUGCAAAGGGAGCAAAGGAAGUAUUAAGAUGUCCGUCUGUGAAAUCAAAGUUCACCCCACCGACAAUAACAGACUGGAACUGAUCAUACCAGGAGAGCAGCAUUUUUACGUCAAAGCUGUCAAUGCUGCCGAACGACAGAAGUGGCUUGUGGCACUUGGAAGUUCCAAAGCUGGCCUUGCUGACACGAGGGCCAAUAAAGAAAAAGAAAUAACAGAGACGACAGAAUCUCUGAAAACAAAGAUGUCCGAGCUGCGUCUCUACUGUGACUUGCUAAUGCAGCAGGUCCACACGAUACAGGAGUCUGUGGGCCAGGAGGACCAGGAAAGAGACUACUCCAAUUCCAGCUCGGAGACUCUGAAUGAGGCGUCCUCUUUACUGAGUGCCACGUGUAACACCUUCAUCAAAACACUGGAAGAAUGUAUGAAGAUGGCCAACUCCAAGUUCAAGACAGACAUGGUGCUGUUGAACCCUCCAGAUGACAUGAUGAUGUCCCCUGUUUCUCCGUCCCCAAUACAGAUGGCCCGGAUGAAGCGGUCCAUAAGUUACCCGGGCACGUACAACUUCGACAGGUCUGGUCUCCCGCCAAAGGAGGGUGUGUUAUCAGGUCAAAGGUCAACCCAGAGGAGGAUACGGACUUGUUCGGACACAGAGGCUCACAGUGACAGCUGUGUUUAUGAGAUGGACCGCACUGCUGUGCUGUGUCUCAAUGCCAGUGUGAACGGGGACUCCUCCCACAGUAUCCCCGAGGAGUGUGGUGCCAUCAGUCCUACCAGUCCCCGAGCUAUGUCAGACACUCCAGAUACUGACCUGUCCAUCUGACCUGUCCUGUCACUCACCAAAUACAUUGCAGUAUCUUCAGAUAAAGAGACUUUCGAAGUGUUUUGUGAAUCAAGGUCCUGGAGUUGAGAUUGGUCGUCUGCUGUCAAGUGACUGGUCCGUCUGGUCAGUAGGCCUGUGCAAACUUGUAGGCAUAGUACUGUCUAUCUUUUCUGAAUAAUGACUUGGCUAAAGCGUGAAUAGCUGAAUGUAUCAGGAACUUCAGUUACUCUACUGAAGUUAGACUGAUCUGAGGCUACUGUAAUGUGAGGUGUUACUAAGGUUGUGUUCAUUAGGGCACGCAAUGGAAAAACGUUGUAAAAAUAAAAAAUAAAAUUAGUGUUUCUUAUUGAACAA
Molecule: messenger RNA, 1594 nt
Organism: Oncorhynchus gorbuscha (pink salmon)
Lineage: Eukaryota; Metazoa; Chordata; Actinopteri; Salmoniformes; Salmonidae
Gene: plekha3
Product: pleckstrin homology domain containing, family A (phosphoinositide binding specific) member 3
Exons: 8
Coding region: 314-1240 (308 amino acids)
Biological process (GO): receptor recycling; retrograde transport, endosome to Golgi; endosome organization
Cellular component (GO): early endosome; recycling endosome; trans-Golgi network
Source: RefSeq, a predicted model, not a curated record